AUGGUAGCCAGAGAUUGCUACGCCAUAUUAGGAGUUAAAUCAACAGCAACUGGAGAUGAAAUUAAAAAGGCCUAUCGAAAAAAAGCUCUUCAAUAUCAUCCCGAUAAAAAUCCAUCUGCAACAGCUGAAGAAACAUUUAAAGAAAUUAACAAAGCAUAUGAAACCUUGAGUGAUGCCGAUAAACGUCGAACGUAUGAUUUACAACAACAAAAACCUUACACUACAACAUCAACAAAUAAACCAACUACGCAAGCAAAUAAACAGGAAACAUCAUUCAAAUCUUCAUUUCAUGCACCCGGUCAGCCACACUUUACAUUUACUAACACAACAACGACGAACGAUGGUUCCACAUCAGCACGUUCAGCUCGUUUUCGCUUUCAUCGCAUGGGUCCAGAUCCAUUUGCUAAUUUUCAUCAACGACAUGCACAUUUUUCUAGUUCAUUUUUCGAUCCGUUUCGUUCACCAAAUUCGCCUUUUUUCGACUCAACAAAUAGUCGUGUAUCUUCGGAUGACGAUGACGACGAUACUCAUGAUGGAACCGAACAACGUCGAAAGAAUUCCACGUUCGGAUCGGAUGACUUCGAAUUCGAUGCAUCUCCUCGAGCACAUGGUCCUAGUCAAGCACGUUUCACAACUCACAGUCGACCGAAAUGGAAUAAUAACUGGGCGUUUGAACCUGAAGAAGAAAGCAAAUCAUCCGAAUCAUCAGAUAACAAAUUUCCACCCAUGUUUCAGCAACGCGCCAACGCUGACAAUCCUUUUAUGAUGUUCGAAAUGUUGACACGUGCGGUAUUCGAUCAAUUUUUCAACGAUGACCCAUUCUGGCAAACAUUUCAUCAGCGAGAUCUUCCAUUCGCCAACGCUACUCAGCAACAAACGCCCCGAUCAUCAACAACACGUCUACGUAGUGCCUCCCAGCAACGACCAUCCGCGACGAACAAUCGUACACGUAUUCAUGUCAAUCACGUGCCAUCAUCAACUAAGAAAGCGAAUGAAAUGAAUUUCGAAUGGCUCGGACAACAUCCGAAACAAAAACGAACAGCGUCGUCAACACGUUUCGAUCACAACGAUAGCGAUGAAGAAAAUAUCGACGAUAAUUAUGUGUAUCAACAAACGAAACCACCUACAAUCAAUGUGCAUCGCGUAAGACGUCGUCCAAUGCAUAAUACGGAAGCGAAAAUAUUCUCAUGCCAAUAUUGUUUCCAGCCCUCAGCAACAACUGAAGAUCGUAGUCAACACGAAGCUACAUGUCGACAACGUCCAUCCAAACCAACGAGUAAUGUUCGAUCCAAACCCUAUCAAUCAGCUACCAACAUAACAGACGAGAAGCUAUUCUCUUCGAAAUGCUCGUAUUGCCAUCAAGAAAUUCGUCUGACUGACCGAAAGGAUCACGAAGCACUUUGUAAACAAUUCGGAACCAAACGUCAAACGGCAACGAACAGUAGUACCAAACGUUUCAACAAUUCAACGACCAAUAGUCUCAAUGAUCACAGUCAAUCAGCACCAAAACCAACGUCCGGAAAUCUUAGUCAUGGCAUCGAACAAUUACGCACAUGUAAUCGGUGUCAUCGGGUAUUUCCUGUUUUAUCGGAUUUGUUUAAUCAUCUGUGUGAUGAUGAAGAAGAAUUUUUUCAAACAAAAUCAACGAUCUCGUCUUCAUCAUCCAUAUCGAAUAAGAAUACCAGUGAUAAUUUAUUUAACGACAUUCAGUCGAACAAUAUCACGUUAGAUAAAGCGUCGUCGUUCAAUCAGGGAAUAUCAUCUUCAAGACCUCUCAAGCUCAAUCGUCGUUCAUCAUUUAAUGAUUCUUCCAUUAGAUCAAAGAAAUUAUUUUCUCCGAUUCCUCCGCCUCCCACACCUCCACUUUUCAAAACAUCGACCGACCAUCCAACAACGAUACAUAGUUCACCAAUGACUCGUCUAAAUGAUUCGAAGUUCAAAUUAGACACAACACACAUUCCUUUCUCGAAACGAUCUUUUCUUCGCCCAGAUACAAAUCAUAUCACCCGCAUUUCCUCUUCAUCAUCGCCGUUACCAUCAUCGUCAACACUAUUCAAUAACAAAGCACCCCAACUCUCAAGUACCUAUGUCUAUCUCCGGAAUCCAUCGUCACCUAUUCAUGUCAAUUCGUGA
This is a messenger RNA of Adineta ricciae, 2133 nucleotides long. The record is from the annotation of a GenBank genome assembly. Lineage: Eukaryota; Metazoa; Rotifera; Eurotatoria; Adinetida; Adinetidae.